Messenger RNA from Trifolium pratense (red clover), 2576 nucleotides. RefSeq names its product protein FAR1-RELATED SEQUENCE 11-like. NCBI's taxonomy places the organism in Eukaryota, Viridiplantae, Streptophyta, Magnoliopsida, Fabales, Fabaceae. Gene Ontology annotation, molecular function: zinc ion binding. The record is from RefSeq and is a predicted model, not a curated record. The coding region runs from base 207 to 2249 and encodes 680 amino acids. Gene Ontology annotation, biological process: regulation of DNA-templated transcription. The transcript has 4 exons.
ACCCUUAUUUUUAUUUAAAAUUACAAAAAUACCUAACCCCUCCAACCAAAAUUUCAUUCCUCUUCUAACUCUCGCUCUCACUGGUGUGCCUCUCAUCUCUCGCGACCAAAACCUCUCCGCCACCGCCUAGCGCCACCGUCCACCAUCGCCCUUCUCUCAUCUCUCCGACGGACCUCUCUCUCCCAGAUAAUUGUUCUCCAUAUAUAAUGUCGGAAGAGGUUGGAUCCAUGUUGGCAGUUUAUGAUGAUCCAUCUGACCAACAUUCACUGUCUUUCGGCGGCGAUACAAGCAGCACCGAGGAAUCCCCCGGUGAAACUAGACUCUCCUUGCAACCAACUAAUGAUCACAUUCCAUACAUUGGUCAAAGAUUUUCCACCCAUGAUGAAGCUUAUGAAUUCUAUAGUGAUUUUGCUAAGAGUUGCGGCUUCUCAAUUAGACGUCACCGUACAGAGGGAAAAGAUGGUGUUGGGAAAGGACUUACUAGACGCUACUUUGUUUGUCAUCGUGCUGGUAACACUCCUGCUAAAUCAACGAACGAAACUAAACCUCAAAGAAAUAGAAAAUCUUCUCGAUGUGGUUGUCAGGCUUAUAUGAGGAUAAGCAAAACGACGGAGUUUGGACCUCCAGAAUGGCGUGUCACUGGUUUUGGUAACCACCAUAAUCAUGAACUUUUGGAACCAAAUCAAGUUCGGUUCCUUCCUGCAUAUAGAACUAUAUCAGAUGUUGACAAAAAUCGAAUCCUUAUGUUUGCCAAAACAGGGAUUUCUGUUCAUCAAAUGAUGAGGCUUAUGGAGCUUGAGAAGUGCGUGGAACCAGGAUAUUUGCCUUUUACUGAAAAGGAUGUAAGGAAUUUACUCCAGUCGUUUAGAAAAUUAGAUCCAGAAGAAGAAAACCUAGAUCUGUUAAGAAUGUGCAGAAAUAUUAAGGAGAGAGAUCCUAAUUUUAAAUUUGAGUACACACUUGAUGCAAACAACCGUUUAGAAAAUAUUGCCUGGUCAUAUGCCUCGUCGAUCCAAUUGUAUGAUAUUUUUGGUGAUGCCGUGGUAUUUGAUACAACACAUCGUCUGACUGCAUUUGACAUGCCGUUGGGGAUAUGGGUUGGAAUAAAUAAUUAUGGAAUGCCCUGCUUCUUUGGCUGUGUGCUACUGCGAGAUGAAACUGUCAGGUCAUAUUCCUGGGCAAUAAAGGCUUUCUUAGGUUUUAUGAAUGGGAAGGCUCCACAGACUAUAUUAACCGACCAAAACAGUUGUCUCAAAGAUGCACUAUCUGCAGAAAUGUCGAUAACAAAACAUGCUUUAUGCAUAUGGAUGAUAGUAGCAAAGUUUCCAUCUUGGUUCAAUGCUGUUGUAGGGGAACGCUACAAUGAAUGGAAGGCUGAGUUUUAUAGACUUUAUAAUCUUGAAUCAGUUGAGGAUUUUGAACUUGGGUGGAGAGAAAUGGUAUGUUCUUUUGGGCUGCAUACCAAUCGGCACAUUGUUAAUUUAUAUAGCUUGCGCUCACUUUGGGCAUUGCCAUAUUUAAGAAGCCAUUUUCUUGCGGGAAUGACUACAACUGGCCUGUCAAAGUCAAUUAAUGCCUUCAUUCAACGGUUUCUAAGUGCACAGACACGACUUGCUCACUUUGUUGAACAGGUAGCUGUUGCUGUGGAUUUUAAAGAUCAAACUGGAGAACAACAAACCAUGCAGCAGAAUCUCCAAAAUGUUUGCCUCAAAACAGGAGCCCCCAUGGAAUCACAUGCUGCUACGGUCCUCACGCCUUUUGCCUUUUCCAAGCUUCAAGAAGAACUUGUGUUGGCUGCGCAUUAUGCAUCUUUUUCAGUUGAAGAUGGUUUUCUUGUGAGACAUCACACAAAAGUUGAAGGAGGUCGCAAAGUUUAUUGGUCCCCUCAUGAAGGAAUUAUAAGCUGCAGCUGUCACCAGUUUGAAUUUUCUGGAAUUUUGUGUAGGCACACUCUGAGAGUUCUUUCAACAGGAAAUUGUUUUCAGAUUCCAGAUACAUAUCUUCCCAUUCGAUGGCGUCGUAUCAGCGUGCCUUCUUCUAAGCUUGUUCACAAUGCACCCAAUGAUCAUGCCGAAAGAGUUAAGUUAUUCCAAAAUAUGGUUUCAUCUCUAAUUACAGAGUCUGCUAAGUCUAAAGAACGAUUAGAUACUGCAACAGAACAAGUUUCCAUUCUUCUGUCUCGCAUAAGAGAGCAGCCAAUUUCAUUACAAUGUGCCAGAGAUAUUUCAACCAUUAAUAGGAAUCUAUGAUGAAUGAACUGGCAAUGUAUGGUUUGAUGAAUAUGAGGUACUGGACAAUAUUUGUGAGAAAGUAUGGUAAUUGGAUUUUGUUGUGAUAUAUCAACACCCCUUCCUCAAGGUGGGGUGUCGCCGUGUCGUAUCAAAUUAUCCUAUGGUGAGAUUUCCUUAGAUUGGUAAACCUUAAACCCCAAAUUGCAUUGUAUUGCAAGGAUUCUGUUCUGUACAAAAUGUAUAGGAAAUUUGUUCCCUUUGGUUAUUAAUUCAUGUUUCCUUUAGAAUGAUAUAACAUUCAUUGAGAUUAAGGCAAUAUGAUUAGAUUAAGUUAUAACUUUUAAA